Molecule: messenger RNA, 1522 nt
Organism: Lycium barbarum (goji berry)
Lineage: Eukaryota; Viridiplantae; Streptophyta; Magnoliopsida; Solanales; Solanaceae
Product: large ribosomal subunit protein uL4z-like
Exons: 3
Coding region: 66-1286 (406 amino acids)
Biological process (GO): translation
Cellular component (GO): cytosolic large ribosomal subunit; ribosome
Molecular function (GO): RNA binding; structural constituent of ribosome
Source: RefSeq, a predicted model, not a curated record
UAUACUCAAACCUAUCUCCUUCAAAGGCAUCACUCAGUUCUUCUCACUCUCAAAAAGCCCUAGCAAUGGCAACAACAGCCGCCGCUAUCCCCACCACCACCAUUCAAACAUUCGACAAUGACAUGUCCACCGACGCCGCCAUCCCCCUCCCAUCCGUAAUGAAAUCCCCAAUCAGACCCGACAUAGUAACCUACGUCCACUCCAACAUUUCCAAAAACGCCCGCCAACCCUACGCCGUCUCCAAAAAAGCAGGCCACCAAACAUCCGCCGAAUCAUGGGGUACAGGUCGAGCCGUCUCACGUAUCCCACGUGUACCUGGUGGCGGUACCCACCGUGCAGGACAAGCUGCAUUUGGUAACAUGUGUCGUGGCGGACGUAUGUUUGCACCAACAAAGAUAUGGCGUAGAUGGCAUAGGAAAAUACCUGUUAACCAGAAACGUUAUGCUGUUGCUUCUGCUAUUGCUGCUUCAUCCGUUCCUUCACUUGUUAUGGCACGUGGACAUCGUAUCGAGUCCGUUCCUGAACUUCCGUUAGUUGUUUCGGAUUCUGUUGAAGGGAUUGACAAGACUAGUAAUGCUAUUAAAGCGUUGAAGCAGAUUGGCGCCUAUGGGGAUGCUGAGAAGGCGAAAGAUAGUCGCGCUAUUCGCCCUGGAAAGGGUAAAAUGCGUAACCGUAGGUACAUUUCUCGUAAAGGACCAUUGAUUGUGUAUGGAACUGAAGGUGCUAAGCUUGUAAAAGCGUUCCGUAACAUCCCCGGAGUUGAAAUUUGUCAUGUGGAUCGGUUGAAUCUCUUGAAGCUUGCUCCUGGAGGUCAUUUGGGUAGGUUUAUUGUAUGGACUAAGUCGGCAUAUGAGAAAUUGAAUGCUAUUUACGGUUCAUUCGAUAAGCCAUCUCUGAAGAAGAAGGGGUACUUGUUGCCACGACCAAAGAUGGUGAAUGCUGAUCUUGCUAGGAUUAUCAACUCGGACGAGGUGCAGUCUGUUGUGAGACCUAUUAAGAAGGAUGUUAACAAGAGGGCAACAUUGAAGAAGAAUCCACUUAAGAAUUUGAAUGUGUUGUUGAAGCUCAACCCAUAUGCCAAGACUGCAAGGAGAAUGUCUCUUUUGGCUGAGGCUCAAAGGGUCAAGGCUAAGAAGGAGAAGCUUGACAAGAAGAGACAUCAAAUCACUAAGGAGGAGGCAUCAGCUAUCACGGCAGCAGGCAAAUCUUGGUUCAAGACGAUGAUUUCAGAUUCAGAUUACACAGAGUUCGAUGUCUUCACAAAGUGGCUUGGCGUUACACAGUGAAUGACCAUUUUUGUUUUGAGGUCAUGUUAGAAACUAUUUUGUUUGAUUGUUGGUUCAAUCUGAUCUUUUCACUUUUGAUGGUCCAAGCUGAGAUUAAGUGGGAAGGGAACUACAUCCUCAAGUCACUGAAGUUACUUGCGAAUUCUUUUCCUGAGCACAUUUUGUUGUCAAGUUCCGUUUUAUUAUUUUUAAGAGAUAUGGUAUUAAAGAUUAUAUGGAAUAGCUUUUACAUUAAA